Molecule: messenger RNA, 1541 nt
Organism: Perkinsus marinus ATCC 50983
Lineage: Eukaryota; Perkinsozoa; Perkinsida; Perkinsidae
Exons: 1
Molecular function (GO): nucleic acid binding
Source: RefSeq, a predicted model, not a curated record
CUACUACUGAAACGGAGACUCCUGACGCGCUCGGGCCUCCUCCUGAUACGUACAUGACUCGUCCUCACCGCAGCACUAUCACUGCCGUGCAGUCGAUCAUCCGUCAUCAGCAGCAACAACCUGAGGAGGCACGCACCAUAACCGUCACGUUCGAUGUCGCUGCGGCUUUCGACCGAAUUGGUCAUGCUCAUAUCGUAGCAGAGAUCACUGCCAUCACGGGAAUUUCGCAAUGGGGAGAUCUCGUGCAAUCUUACUUGCAUGGCGGAGAUGUACAUCUCGAUGGUCUCACAACCUACCGAGCAACGGGAAUUCCCCAAGGCGGGGUGCUCUCGCCCGUGUGCUUCUCGGCAUCGACGUGGCGAGUCGGAAGACGGAUCACAGAUCUCAGUGGUCCCUUCUCUAUCAAAGUGGCUAUCUAUGCGGAUGAUUUCUGCGUACGGAUUGUUGCUCUCGGUGUGAUUGGACUCUCCGCUGGUGUGAGACAGUCUCUGGGUACUCUUUCUGCGUGGUCGACCGAGGCAGAACUCGCGAUCGACCGUGAGAAAACAGAAGCACUCGCCGACUCUGAUGCGACGGCUGAUCUGCUGAAAGAAGAGCUAGCCGGUACUGACGCUCAAUUCAUCAGCGAGAGCAUUAAGAGGUCCAUCAGAUGGCUGGGACUGGUGAUCACGGCAUCUCUCUCCUGGCGCAGUCACCUGGACUUCGCCUUCGGUAAAGCCUUGAGAUGCUUGAGCACAGUUCGCAGGAUGCUGGGAAAAUACUGGGGCAUAUCGCCUAGCUUAGCGCUCUGCGCCUGGCGUAUGCAUAUUGCCCCAACUCUUCUAUAUGCGGCAGAGCUGUGGGGCGAGUGCUCGUCGUUUGAAUGGUUCCGAAAGCGCUGCUCUCGCUUGGAGGCGACGCUAUUCCGAUCCAUCUGUGGACUGAGCCGCUCCACCUCGACUGUACUCGCUGCGCGUUGCUUGGCUAUGGUCACAGAGCCACUCUGGAUUCAAGCGAGGAUUCGAUACGCCACAUACCACCUGCACAAGGUUGGACACGCCGAAGACCGGAGAGUCCGAGCGGUGCUCUCUAAAUGGGGUAUAGAUGACUGCUCGCGUGCUGAAGUUCCACGAUCAACGGGUUAUUCGCAAACUGCAGGCCUGACUCAUGGGUGGCACUGUGAACUGAGUUCUGGAGUGCCCCCAUCUCUCGACGAUUCCGCCCACUUCUUCUUCACUGAUGGCUCCGUCACUGACAAGGGAAAUGUGUCGGCAAGAACGGGAUCUGGAGUCGUCAGGCAUGUGCCGGGACAUCGGCCUGAGUAUGAGGGACGCUGUUACAACACAGGACCUCACGCAAACAUCUCGCAGUGCGAAGUGGUUGGUCUAUGGGCUGCGGUUUCAUGGGCUCUAGAGCUGCGUGCUGAGGGCGAUCCUCGGAAGAUCAUCUAUUUAUGCUGCGAUUCUCAAGCAGCGAUCAAGUCUGUGGCCAAUGCUCUUCGUCAUAAUGGCCCCGCUUCUACCAAACUGACCCAGGACGUGGCGAGCCUGAUUCAUCGUUGG